AUGGAGUCGAAAGGAAAUAUUGCUCCUGAGAAUCAAAAGAAUCGUGCACGAGGCGAAAAUUGGGCCCAAGAGGAAAAGGAUCUGUUUUUGGAAAUAAUGAGGGAGUCAGCGCCUAUUAUAGAGAGUAAAUUUACCGAUACUAAUACAAAUAAAAGAAAGAAUCUGGAGUGGAUUAGAGUACAAAAGAGUCUUAAGGAACUCACUGGGAAAUCCAGAGAUAUCACCCAGUUAAAGGGUUUCUGGAGACGAAAAAAAGUGGCUGCAAAGAAAUCUGUGUCACAACAUAGAAGAGCUUUGCAAACUACUGGUGGUGGAGAAAGGCCAACAUCUCUAGGUGAUGAUCACCUAAAGAUAUUGGAACUCUGCCCAACAGAUUUUGUUAUAGAAGAAAAUCUUUAUGACAGCGAUGCGGUCCCACAACUACAAGUAAGUUUUUGA
Molecule: messenger RNA, 438 nt
Organism: Parnassius apollo (apollo)
Lineage: Eukaryota; Metazoa; Arthropoda; Insecta; Lepidoptera; Papilionidae
Source: the annotation of a GenBank genome assembly